AACGGCUUGGACAAUUGAUCUGACAUCAUUCAGCGGUGGAUCUCAAAAACAUCUCAUCAUGAAGGUAUUUUUAGCAGUUGUUCUGAGUGUGGCGUCAGUGUCGGCUUUAGGCUCAGGGCCAUACUUGCCCAGUGGAUGGAGGCCCAAGGGUCCCGCUUUCUACCUACCGUCUGAAGUUGAGAGUAAACCAUUCGAAAAGCCUCAAGAAAUCCUUUUCCAAGAGUCUGAGGCCUCUGGAUCUGAGGGUCUUCGAGAGUACGGACCACCGAAAGUUUCCAAUGAUAUCAGCCAGGGUCUGCCUGAUGCUGAAAAUGACCAGAUAUUCCAGGCCAUACAGAGUUCAAGCAUUCAACAAGUAGAAUCUGAAGCUGUCUCUGAAGAAAAAUCCAUAGUUUCCGAAAUCGAAGCAUUGGCUGUCACAGAAGCUAGCGAAGAACUAAACUCUGCCACCGAAGUAGCAAUCGAAAAGAAGGCUCAGGUUGAACUCCAACCAAUUUUAGAAGAGAAAAUAAUUGCCGUUGAACCAGUAGUGGUGGAAGAAGAAGUAAUCUCUACUGAAAAAGCAAUUGUAGAAAAGAAUGUAGAAGUGGUGCAGGAAGAAGUAGUUGAAGUGCAAAAAGUAGUCUCCGAGCCUAUUGCCUUAGAUAAAGAGGAAGUUGUCUCAGAACCUAUCGUAGUAGAAGAGAAGAAAGAGAUUUUCUCAAAACCUUUUGUCGUAGAAGAAAAAGAGAUAACUACUGCAGAACCAAUCGUUGUCGAGGAGAAAGAAGUAGUUAUUGCCGAGCCACUAAUCGAAGCGAAAGAUUUUGUUCCUGAACCAGUUCUAAUAGAAAAAGUUGAAUCAAAAUCAAUAUUCGAAAGUCAAUCCUUAGACUCUGCCGUGCAAAGUGAAGUUGAAUUAACAACACAGAUUCCCGCCGAGGCAGAAGAGAGUUCUCAAGCAAAUUUAGAAGAAAUUGCUGAGAAAAUCGUAGAAGCUGAGGACUUAGAUGUAUCUACAGCAGCACCAGUAGCAAUAGAUGUAAUUAAUGAAUCAGAGGUAAAAGCGGAAGUUAAUGAGGAACAGGCUAACGUGCAAGUUGAGAUCCAAACUGAAGCACAGAAAGUAGAAGAGUUAAAGACCGUCGUGGAAGAGGUCAGAAAUGUGGAGGAGGGAGUCAAGAUUGUGCAGGAGCAAGUGCAGAAUGUCGGUGAAGCGUUAGUUAUUUUGGAAAAUGAAGUUAAAGCUGAACAGAUUCAACAGUCCGAAGUUAAUUUCGCUGAAGCUGUUUCAGGAUCUCUCGAACAGGCUCCCGUAGCCUUUCUGGAGUACGGCCCACCUGGCUUCAGGGAAUACGGACCCCCCCAAGGCGACGAGCUGCUAAGAACUGACCUGCUGGAGGCACUUGUCAUUGAGCCAAGAAGCAACGAAUUGAGAAGGAGGAGAUUUUCGCCUAAAUUCAAAAUCAUAAGGAAAAUGCAUUAAGAAUCCAAAAAACUGAAGGCAAAUGUAGGCUAAAUAUCAUCACAAAUGUAUAAAAUGAAAGUUUUAAGGCGGCAUAUUGCGAUAUUAUCCUCAUGUAAAUUGUAGGAGUAUGUAUUUGAACAUGUAAUUAAAGGAUUGUAUGACAA
This is a messenger RNA of Manduca sexta (tobacco hornworm), 1611 nucleotides long. RefSeq names its product probable serine/threonine-protein kinase kinX. The coding region runs from base 59 to 1465 and encodes 468 amino acids. Lineage: Eukaryota; Metazoa; Arthropoda; Insecta; Lepidoptera; Sphingidae. The record is from RefSeq and is a predicted model, not a curated record. The transcript is spliced from 9 exons. Gene Ontology annotation, molecular function: metal ion binding; ATP binding.